CACAGUUUUGACACCUGCAAAACUCUUUGUGCGUCUUGUUGUAAGAAGUUCCCAAGCCAAGUCCGCGGCCAAGAGCCAAGCGUGGGCUUGGCGCGAUAUGAUAUACACCGCCUUAGACAACUUUUAUCUUACUGACGAGGAGCUAGCUAACAGCCCUUCAAGGAAGCACGAUAUAGACGAGGAGACAGAAACGACUCUGCGCAUCUUUGGUUGCGAACUUAUCCAAGAAGCUGGCAUUCUGCUAAAAUGUCCCCAGGCCGUAAUGGCCACGGGGCAAGUCCUCUUCCAAAGGUUUUUUUGCAGGAAGAGCAUGCGAGAGUUCAACGUUCGGCGCAUGGCCUGCGCAUGCUUGUUUCUGGCGACGAAGCUCGAAGAAAACCACAGACGUACGCGGGAUAUCUUAAUGGUCUUUGACCGCAUUAAUAAGCGACGUGAUGGCAGUAAAAGUAUGCCGUUACUUAUACCGGAAACAAAGGAAUACGACGUGAUGAAGGAGCGCGUCAUCACCUACGAGCGGAUCCUGCUCAAGACCUUCGGGUUUAUCAUCCAUGCGGUCCACCCGCAUAAGUACGUCAACAGCUUUGUGCACAGCCUGGACGGUAGCGGCGAGCUUCAACAGCUGGCAUGGAACAUGCUGAACGACAGCUUGCGCACGACGCUGUGCGUGCGCUUCAAGGCCCAUGUGGUGGCGGCGGGUGCUAUCUACCUCGCAGCGAGGAGGCUCCAGGUCCCAUUGCCGGAGAACCCGCCGUGGUGGGAGGCAUUCAAGGUGCCCACCGACCAACUCGUCCAGGUUGUCUUAACCCUGCACAACGUGUACCAGCGACCGAAGGCGCACUACAUUGAAGUGAACCCUGACGUGAUUAAGCAGCAGCAGGCGGUUAGCGGCAUGGGCAUUGUUAAGCAGCUCACGCCGGGGCUCGAGGGUAACGACAGCCCUGCGGCGCAAGACUCGAGCGUCAUUCGUGGGGGACCUGACUUGGCGUCUCAGCAGCAGGGGCCGCCCGCAACAGUUGCUCCUGUGGUAACGUCGACAGCAGGUCCUCCUGGUGCCAGUGUGGCAGCCGAUAUGUUGGCUGCUGCCGUAGCGGCGGCGCAACAGCGCUUACAAGGGGGAGCACUUGCGGCAGGCGCCCCAGGUACAGCAUCUGCGCCGGCAACGGCAGCCGCGGCGGCUGUGCAGCAGCAACGGAUAGAAACAGACGUCGUGUCUACCGUUCAGCAGGGUGCGAAUGGUGCCACGACGACGGGCGGCGCUGGGCAGGCGAACGGCGGAGGCGCAACGUCCACAUUGGAGGGGAUGGCUCAGUCGAGGAAGCGGAGUAGGAGCAGAAGUCAAGACAGGACCAGAUGGCGCAGCCGCAGUUCGUCGCGCAGUCCAUCCCACAGCCGGAGCAGGAGUUUAGAUCGAGACCGCGAUCGGGAGCGGGAACGGAGCCGUCGCAGCAGAAGCAGGAGCCGCGACCGGGAGCGGCAAAGGGACUCUCACCGAAGAGAUGGCAUCAGGCGUGAUCGCCGCAGCCGCAGCAGGGAUCGACGGGACCGCGACCGGGAUCGGGACCGGCGGGAUCGGGACAGGGAGCGCGAAAAGGAAAGGGACCGUGGUGACAAGGACCGGCGAGAGCGCGACGUGAAAGUUGAGCAUCGUGGUCGAGACAGGGAAAAGGAGCGGGAGCGAGGCAUCGAGAAGUUGGGAGAUCGGGAGACGCGGAGCACGGGCGCAAACAGGGACGAGUCGCGAGGUGAGUGCGUUCACCCUCCAUCCACCCUGCUGUAA
Volvox carteri f. nagariensis is the source of this 1777-nucleotide messenger RNA. RefSeq names its product L type cyclin (gene cycl1). Gene Ontology annotation, cellular component: nucleus. Gene Ontology annotation, molecular function: cyclin-dependent protein serine/threonine kinase regulator activity. The record is from RefSeq and is a predicted model, not a curated record. Gene Ontology annotation, biological process: regulation of transcription by RNA polymerase II. NCBI's taxonomy places the organism in Eukaryota, Viridiplantae, Chlorophyta, Chlorophyceae, Chlamydomonadales, Volvocaceae. The transcript has 7 exons. The coding region runs from base 98 to 1777 and encodes 559 amino acids.